GUUUUUGCAUACAUCUUGGGUCGGGUACGGAGAUCUCGUACACAUGCACAACGCGACGUGCAUCGCGCAUCCCGUACGAGGGCUCGCACAAAAGAUCUCGAUCAAAUUCAACUCAUUGAUCUAGACCCGAAGAAUCGAGCUACUCUUGAAGCACAGGCCAUUGACCUCGAGAAACCUGGCCUUGCCCAGCAUUACUGCGUUGAAUGUGCAAAAUACUUUGAGACUGAUACCGCGCUCCAGUCGCAUUGGAGGGGCAAAGUGCACAAACGACGCUGUAAAGUUUUGAAGGAGCCUGCAUAUACGAUAGAAGAAGCAGAAAGAGCUGCUGGACUUGGGCGAGAAGGGAAAAGAACACCGAUUUCUACACACGUGACACGCCAUGCCGAUAGAUACUUAGCGACCCAACGCUGUGACCUAAGGAUGGUCGCCUGUCUUUGUCUCCUUGGGCUAUCGCGCCUCGAGUCAGACAUUGGUGUUGUCAUCAAGUGCGUGGGCCCGGUAUGAUAAUUGGGCGAGGAUGACCAGCAUUAAGUCAAGAACAUAUGUAUCGCUCUCUAGUUCUUGUUUGCUUUUCCGUCACUCCCGAUCAUGCUCAAUCGAGAUUUGCUCUUUCCCCCAAUCCGCAAA
Suillus discolor is the source of this 627-nucleotide messenger RNA. RefSeq lists its product as uncharacterized. The record is from RefSeq and is a predicted model, not a curated record. Lineage: Eukaryota; Fungi; Basidiomycota; Agaricomycetes; Boletales; Suillaceae. The transcript is spliced from 5 exons. The annotation marks the transcript as partial.